AAAAAAAAAAAAAAAAAAACUCAGGUGCCGGUGCCACUUGACUACGAUAACGGCAGCAGACCAAACAACGGAUGAAGAAAGGACACAAGCGGCGGUGUGCCACCCCAGUUGAUGGAAGACAUCAUUCUGAGGUAAGUUUUAAGGUGGUUUCCAAAUGAAUCAUUAUUUUAAACUACUGGCAAAUUGCCAGUGACUGCACAUUUAGAGGAGAAGAGAUGUUGCCGCCAAUAGUUAGUGCGAGUCGGCUAACGUUAUGAAGCUAGCUACGUAGAAUGGGAUAAUGUGGGGAAACCGGGGCAUUGUUGGUUUUCAGUAAGUGUUUAAUCAACCCAGUUCAUAAGAAUUUCAUACCAGACUGAUGAAACUGAUUAUCUCAAUGUUUAUGAAGCUUGUUUAUUAUUGUAAAGGUCUAAAUUAUAACGUUAGCCAAGUUACUAAGCCCUAAAUUAUAACAUUAGCCAAGUUACUUAGCCCUAACUAACCUAUAUGAUCUAGUUUAAUUGCAUAGUAGCUAAGCUGGUAGUUGAUUUUUAAGUAAGUUAAAACACAAGAAUGGGGACAAAUAGUUUAAGAUUCAGCCUAAAACAAUAUUGAGGUCUAAUCAGGCUGUCUUAUUUUGUAUAGGGACAGGUAACCAUGAAAAGGAAGGGAGAUAUUGCAGACUUUUUUGUAAAGAGGCACAAAUCAGGCCCAGAUCAGGCCCAGGCAGACCCCACCCCUAAAACCAGCAGCCCUGGCAGCUCUCAACCGGGAGCUAGCCAGGCAAGUCAGUGUGAGCAUAGAGAAGGAUCCAGUCUACCACCACCAGGUCAGAACACACAGGCAGUAAAUUGCAUCUCCAGUUUAUUGAAAAGUGAAGCCUCACACUGUAACAAAAGGUGAUUUUGACAGAUUAAGCCUCAUUUUGAAUUUCUGUGUGAUGUUAUUUAUUUUAUUGCCCUUCUAUUUAUUUUGUCUGUAUCCAUGUUUGUUUUUUACAAUGCUACUGUUAUAUAACAUUUUGUACAUUUUGUGUUAAAUUUGUUGUUUUUUUGUUAAAUAAACUCUCCCAAGUAUUUCACUCACUAAUCUCCUGUAUGCUUCAGCUUCACUUGCUGAAAAUAUUUCCACUUGGUUAUGCAGAUUGUUAAUGUAAAGAGGGGGACCCAUGUCUUGCUGAUGACUAUUGUGAUCACAGUAGUGUGUGUGUGUGUGUGUGUGUGUGUGUGUGUGUAAGUGUGUGAGAGAGAGAGAGACAGGGAGAUGCAUAAUUAGUUUUGUUGUUGUCUGUAGACAUCAAUAAUGACUGGCCAGACCUGUGGAGUGCUAAACAAACAGAAGACUUCAAAUCCAAGAACCCCUGGUUGGGAUCCAAAAACAAAAAAUUGGGUAAGUUUAGGUAGAUUGCUAGUUUGGGUAACUUCUGAAACAGUGGGCACAGAUAACUUUGUGUGUGUGUGUGUGUGUGUGUGUAAAGGACCAUGCACACGUACAGCUGUGGAUACAGGAGUAGUUACAUUGUUUGUUUAUGCUUCGCAGGAAGUCUGGUCUGUAGCAGUGUGAACUCCAUUGGGAUCGACAAGGAGCAAGGACAAGGUGUAUCGCUCUCAAGAGAAUGGAUGAACUUUGAAAUUCAAGUGUCUGGCCAGGGAAGUAGAACAACAAGUUUGUCAAUCUUGAGAAAUAAGGUGAGGAAACAUGCGUUGUCCAAGGCCCACACUCAGGCUGUGAAGGUGGCAGAGCAACAGAAAGAAGCUGCCAUUGAGAAUGCAGUGGAGACUAUGACUGAGUCCUACAUGAAGGAAACUGAAGCUGUGUUUCGAACAGCCUACCAUCUGGCCAAAAAGAACCGACCCUUUUCUGACCAUGAGAGCCUCAUUGAGCUGCAGGAACUGAAUGGUGUAAAAAUGGGCUCAAUACUUCAUUCACGUUACAGUGCAACACAAAUAAUACAACAUGUUGCUAGUGAGAUGCAGAGCAAAAUCAUCAGUAGCAUUAUAGCAUCAUCCAGUAAGUUAGCUGUCCUAAUUGACGAGGCAUCUUCUUUAAGUCACAAAGCUGUCAUGACAGUUUCUAUUAAAGCAUCAAUUCAAGAAGAAAGCCCUGAGUUCAUAUUCCUGGAACUUGUUGAACUGGAAAAUCAGAGAGCAGAUGGCAUAUUACAGGCGUUACUCACCUGUUUAACUAAUGCUGGCUUUACAGAAGAGUGGCUUCAUGAAAACUGGGUAACAUUUGUAUCUGAUGGAGCCAGUGUCAUGCUAGGAAAGAAGUCAGGAGUAGCAACCAGACUGACUUUGAGAUUCCCAAAGCUUUUUGUAUGGCACUGCAUGAACCAUAGACUUGAACUUGCUGUGUCAGAUGCAGUUGAUGAGGUAAACUCUGUCAAUCACUUUAAAACUUUUACCCAGAAGCUAUACUCUCUGUAUAGUGUGUCAAACAAAAAUGAACGUGAACUUGUUAAUGCAGCAGCUGAAGUAGGCUCACAACUUCUUCGCAUUGGCAGAAUCUUGGAUGUACGCUGGGUGGCCAGUAGCUUUCGGACUGUUCGUGCUGUUUGGACAUCCCUGGGAGCUCUUGUGCAGCACUUUAAAAAUGCUUGCAGUGAUGAGAUGAGGUCCACCAAAGAGAGGCAGAUGUACAGAGGUUUGUUAGACCGUGUUCAAAGUCCAGAAUUCAUUUGUGACCUUGGCCUCAUGUACGACACUCUCCAUGAACUAAGUCUCCUGUCACAGGAGCUUCAGUCUCGUUCUAUAACGCUCCUCAGAGCAGAGCAUCUGCUGAAACGCUCAAUCAGAGUGAUCCAGUCAUUCAAAGAGAGUCCAGGUGAGAAAUAUAGUGAGGCUUUAGAAGCAAAACAGACUGGGGAGUAUCGGUCUAUAGCCCUGAAAACAAAUGCAAAGCUGAAGUCUAUCAAUCCAGGCCAGUUCUUACAAAGCCUUGUGAACAAUCUGGAGAAACGCUUGUCUUUUGAAGAUGAGACCAUCAUGGACCUCAGCAUCCUUGAUCAGAGUAAGUGGCCAUCAAAGCCCAGCAUCCGCCAUGGUGAAGAACAAGUUAAGCGACUGUGCAAGCGAUUUAACUUGUGCACAGACCAAGCACUGAAUGGGAUGCGGGACCUACUGGAAGAGCCCAGUAGUGAGCCCAAGGACCUAAAACCACUUAUGAACUGUAUGAAAACAUUCCCUGUCGGUACAGCAGAGUGUGAGAGGAAUUUUAGCCUUAUGAACAAUAUAAGCUCAGACAAGAGGGCUGUCCUUCUGAUCUCAAACAUAUCAAACUUGAUGAUGAUUAAUAUCAACGGCCCACCAACUUCCAAGUUUGAUCCUAGAAAAUAUACAAGGACCUGGUUGAAGAGCCAUCGUGCUGCCUCUUCGGUGCGUUCUAGACAGUGCAGUGUGAAAGCUCCUGCAGAAAGCAAAUUUGUCUGGAAUAUACUGUAGUAUGAGCAAAGGUCAGAAACCCAGUGCUGGGUUGAGAGAGUAUAUCACUGUUGAUGUGUUGUUAAUGCAUAUAUUUUUGUUAAUUGUUAACUAAAUAUUGUUGUAACAUAUUUUGUUGAAUGAUUUACCGGUAAAUGAACAUGUUCAAAACAAAGCAUAUAGCAAUAUGAACAAGGAUGCAUUGUCACCUUCAGAUUUGAAGUAUUUUAUUUAAAUAAAUGUGCAAAAAAUAAUCGAAACACCAUUUCCUGUUUGCCUCAUGAUAAAUACAUUUUACAUUCAUCCAGGCUGCUCUUGUGACCAGUAGUAACUACAAACUGCUCCUAAUCAAGUCAUGAUCAUUUUAUAAUAGUGUGCAAGUAGAAAUUACAUAUUUUUGGGUAAACUAAAUCAUAGUCUUACAUGUCACUGUUUCUAAAACAGGGCUUUUUUCUGGACUACUUAAAAAAAAAAAAGGUGAAUACUGAGAGUAUACCCACUUCUCCAGGGACCACUACACCACUGUCACCAUUGUCUUGAAGCCUUUGGAUAAACAUAGUGAAAUCAGGUCCUAGAGUGCAUACUGAUUAGGCCAGGAGGACUGCUAAUGAAAUACCUGCUUGAGAGAAAACAUGUGUUUUUACCUUAUUAUACAUGAAAGGAGCCGAGCGCGCUUAGAAACCCUCCAUCAAAGCAGACAUCAUCUCCUCAUCUCUCUCCUGUGCCUAUUUCUAUUCACUCGCAUUAAUUGCUGUUUUUUUUGCAAAUGUAAUAGCAGCCUUUCUAGGUUGGAAUGAGGUAGGAAGAAUGUGUAGUUCUCUUGUUCAGCAUACUCUACCUCCCCAGAAUAAUAUGAUAUAGGAGGGGGAGAGAGAGGGGUCAUUAAUAUUAAGGAAAGGCCAAUUGGCUGAUUGACUUUCAACUUUCUAUUUAUAGUAUUGUAUAAAUAGAUAAGACAGCAUUAGAAGAAAGGAUAAUUAGCGAAAUAAUACAUCUUAAAAAAUGAGGAACUGGAACACAAAAGUACUCAGAAUCAACAUGGUAGGCAUAAAAACACUGAGGACAUAGAAGGCACAGUAUGAGGGUAUGUGCGUGUGUAUUGUGAUGAAGGUGUGUGUUUUUGUGUUUGGAAAAGUGUGGAGUAAAGUGAGUGAAAAAGGGAAAUGGUUGCAAAUCCCAGAGCCCAUAUGUGUCUGCGAGCAAGGGUUGUGAGAGAGGGGUUUCAAUUUUGUGCAGACAAAGGAUAUACAUUUUUUAAUAAAUUAUAAAUAUAGUUCAUUUAUUACUGUCCUGUCAUGAUGGAAUGGUCCCCAACCCUAUACCCUAGACACCCACCUGAGUGACCCAUACACUAAGGAGAAGGCCUUAUCUGUUUUAUGGGCCUACUGUAAGUAGCCUAUAAGCAGUCAAAACAGAAAGAUAAAUGCGGUCAGAGACCCACUAAAGCAGCACCGCCCCUCAUGAUUCUGAGCCUGCCUGGCAGGGUUGGUCGUACAAAGCCAAAGCACCAUGAUGGGUGAACAUAAUAUACAAGGAAUUUCUCAAAGCUGCCAAUGAGAACCUUGACGACCUUGUACCUUAGCCGGUGGGGAUUCCGGUGGGGUGCCCCCACCCAGGUACUGGCAGGUAGUGGCAACACUAGCUCCAGUAACCCAUGGGAAGGGGGUAACACUCGGACAAUCAGAGAGGGGGCAAAUUAUUGUGGCACUGGUGGCACAAAAUAAUCAAAGGUCUGACUGCACCAUUCAGGCAUAAUAUACCAUGUAAGUGUAGCAAUUCAUACUGUAAAGUUACAGUGCUACCACUGUUCAGAAGGCCAUGAAUGACCAAUGAGCUAUGAAAAAGUAUUUGCCCCCUUUCUAAUUUUCUCUACUUUUGCAUAUUUUUGAUACUGAAUGUUAUCAGAUCUUCAACCUAAACCUAAUAUUAGAUAAAGGGAACAUAAGUGAACAAAUAACACAACAAUUACAUAUUUAUUUCAUUUAUUUCAUAAACAAAGUUAUGCAACACCCAAUUCCCCUGUGUGAAAAAGUAAUUGCCCCUUUACACUCAAUAAUUGGUUGUGCCACCUUUAGCUGCAAUGACUCCAGCCAAAUGCUUCCUGUAGUUGUUGAUCAGUCUCUCACGUCGCUGUGGAGGAAUUUUGGCCCACUCUUCCAUGCAGAACUGCUUUAACUCAGUGACGUGUGGGUUUUCAAGCAUGAACUGCUCGUUUCAAGUCCUGCCACAACAUCUCAAUUGGGAUUAGGUCUGGACUUUGACUAGACCAUUCCAAAACUUCAAAUUUGUUGCUUUUUAGCAAUUUUCAUGUCGACUUGAUUGGGUGUUUUGGAUCAUUGUCUUGCUGCAUGACCCAGCUGCGCUUCAGCUUCAGCUCACAGACGGAUGGUCUGACAUUCUCCUGUAGAAUUCUCUGAUACAGAGCAGAAUUCAUGGUUCCUUCUAUUAAGGCAAGUUGUCCAGGUCCUGAGGCAGCAAAGCAUCCCCAAACCAUCACACUCCCACCAUGCUUGACCUUUGGUAUGAUGUUCUUACUGUGGAAUGCAGUGUUUGGUUUUCGCCAGGCAUUACUGGAACCAUGUCGUCCAAAAAGUUGACUCAAGUUUGCCAAAAAGCACCUGGAAGAUCAUCAAGACUCUUGGAAGAACGUUCUAUGGACAGAUGAUUCAAAAGUAUAACUUUUUGGACGACAUGGCUCCAGUGCAUUGUUAUUUGCAUUGUUAUUUGUUCACUUAUGUUCUCUUUAUCUAAUAUUAGGUUUUGGUUGAAGAUCUGAUAACAUUCAGUAUCACAAAUAUGCAAAAGUAGAGAAAAUUAGAAAGGGGGCAAAUACUUUUUCAUAGCACUGUAGAUGAUGCAAUUCCACUUAUUGACAGAUUUACUGGUAAUUUAUAAUGUCGAGUUACAGUACGCUCUUACAAACACGAUGCACAACCUUUCCAUUGUAAACAACCCACACAGUUAUCAGUGUGUAUGAACAUUUCUGCUGGUUCCAUAAGUAGUGAACGAUAUCUAUGAAAAAUGCUGGCCAGAGCCUAAGCAAGCAAAAGCUCUAUGAUAGUAAAAAAAAAAAUGCAUGCAAACAUGUUCCACCCUUUCUUAUAUAGCUAGCUAUAUGUAUUCUAGCAUAACUGGCUAAACCAAUUUCGAUUCUGAAUUUACAAACACAGAGAUCCUUUUAAUUAUAUGCUUCCAAACCUCUGACCUUCACAUUUCACCUGCACAAGAAAAUGGAUUGCUAAGAAGAUAAGCACAUAGAACUGCUGAUGCUGAGCAAACAUUGGACUUAUGCAUGUUGUACUCUAUUUGUCAUAUUGUAUCCUAUGUAUUGCACUUUUAUGAUAUACUUGUUGUGUUGUGUGUUUUUUGUUGUUUGGAUAAAUAGCAAACUUCAAAUCAAUGUGUGUUAUGUCUAGGUACAGUCAACCCAACUGUAAUCACAAACUAACAAUGUGCUAAACAUCUUUACAGGGAUUGAAUCAUUCCAUAACACAUGCAUUGUCCUCAUUGAUAAAUUUCAAUGACACUCCAUGUCCUGCUUAUGCACAAGAUGCUCACUGUAUGGGGUGGAAUGUGACUCCAAGGCUGAGCCUUGAUCUUCCUCCUGUCCUUAGCCGUUGUGACAUAUUUCAUGUAUAUUUAUUUUUGUGACUGUAAGGCUUGUGAUUUGACAAUCAAAGAAUGCGCUUGCCAUCUGGCAAAUCUCUUCUGAGCACCGUGGCAUCAAAGCGAAUCUCAUUAUAUCCCACUAACUCCUAAUGAUCCACCUUCAUAACCCUUCAUGUUAAUCUUUCCUCUAGUUUUACCCUCUUUUACAUAAUCUGCAACGCAGGUAGCCACCGUUCCCUUUUAACUUACAGCAGAUGAAAAAUAUAUAGUUGGAGGAAGAACCCCUCUAAUUAUGAACAUGGCAAGAGACAUUUCUGAAGAAAUCUUACAUUCGCAUUAACUUUCCUUUUCAUUACAAUAUGUACCAAUUGCAUGAACCUUGUGCUGUAAGGCUGCCUGCUGUUAGUUGGUCAGUCAGUUACACAGUGUGCUCACAGACAGGUAAUUGACUGCUCCAUGAACCUUUCUGAGGCCGUGUGUUUGUUAAAAUGUUUGUCACUCGUUCGUGUGAAAUACUCCCCUCUGGAAACUGUUUGUUGUUUCAAUGUGUAUUUAUCCGUGUUGUCAUUGCUUUUUUACAAUUUAUUCACGGUGUUUUCCAGUGCGACUGUGGGCCUACGCAUGCAGCGGAGCCUCUCACGGAGAGCUAAUGUGGGAAGAGGUGGUUUCUCCCGUGAUGAAGUGCUGGGGAACUGAUCCCAUUAUUUCCAGGCCCGAGCCUGCCAGCGGCCGUAAAAGACAUCAACUCCUGGUGCUUAAUCCUGUUAGUGCUGCAAGCCUGACACUGCUUAUUGGCUCUAUGGCACUGUGUGAACAUUCAGGACCUCAGUGUUUGCCCUCUAAAUAUACUGGAUUAAAUUAUUACAGCCCUUCUUUAUUACUAUCAUAUGGUUAUAGUUAUUAGUUGUGUGGUGGUAGAAGUAGUAAGGAAGGACAAAGUGGAUAAGGGAGGGUUUCAGUACAGGUUGUUGCUGUAGAAGUAGUGGGCAUACUUGAGACCUAGUCGCUGUAGCACCAGACUAACCAAAAUAAAUGUUGACUCUGUCUAUUAUGAAGAUUCCUUUUUUUACCUCACUGCUGACAAUUAGAGGGCAGAGGAUAUUUUAAAUAGUUAUAUUUUAGUUCUCCUUGGCAGAGGGCGGUGGAGGGAGGGGGCUGAUGACAGAUCCUGGUGUAAAGCUACUCUGCAGCAGGUGAAGAUGGAUUGUCUUGUCAGCUUGGGGGAUCUGACUGAGCUGAUGUUUGGCAGGUCCAUGUCAUGCCUGGGAUCCAUAGACCAUGCCUGGGGGAGGGACAGUGGGGUGGUUAGGGUGGGCAGGGGCUGGAUGGUAGGGAAGGGGAAUGAUACAGGGGUAGCUAGGAUGGUCCAGGGCUGGAGGGGUGAACGGGAAGCUAAUCUGCACUCGUUAAAAAUAACUACACCUUAUGGGACUAAAAUGGCAUCAGAUGUGAUGGUGUUUCAAAGUAAAUAAAGUGCAUUUGGAAAGUAUUCAGAACACUUCACUUUUUCCACAUUUUGUUAUGUUACAGCCUUAUUCUAAAAUGGAUUAAAUAAUUUUUCCCCCUCAUCAAUCCACACACAAAACCGCAUAAUGACAAAGCGAAAACAGGUUUUUAGACAUUUUUUGCAAAUGUAUUAAAAAUCAAAAACUGAAAUACCCUUUGCUAUGACUCGAAAAUUGAGCUCAGGUGCAUCCUGUUUCCAUUCAUCAUCCUUGAGAUGUUUCUACAACUUGAUUGGAGUCCACCUGUGGUAAAUUAUAUUGAUUGGACAAGAUUUGGAAAGGCACACACCUGUCUAAAUAAGGUCCUACAGUUGACAGUGCAUGUCAGAGCAAAAACCAAGCCAUGAGGUCGAAAGAAUUGACCAUAGUGCUCCGAGACAGGAUUGUGUUGAAGGCACAGAUCUGGGGAAGGGUACCAAAAUAUUUCUGCAGCAUUGAAGGUCCCCGAGAACACAGUGGCCUCCAUCAUUCGUAAAUGGAAGAAGUUUGGAACCAUAUACAUAUAUUUUUUAAUACAUUUGCAAAAAUUUAUAAUAACCUGUUUUUGCUUUGCCAUUGUGUGUAUAUUGAUAAACAUUUUUGGUGUGAUUUUACCCCCAAUUUCGUGAUAUCCCAAUUGGUAGUUACAGUCUUGUCCCAUCGAUGCAACUCCCGUACGGACUCGGGAGGCGAAGGUCAAGAGCCGUGCGUCCUCUUGACACAAUGCCCGCUUAACCCGGAAGCCAGCCGCACCAAUGUGUCGGAGGAAACACCGUACACCUUGCGACCGUGUCAGCAUGCACUGCCCGACACAGGAGUCGCUAGUGCAUGAUAGGACAAGAAUACCCCUGCUGGCCAAACCCUCCCCUAACCUGGACAAUUGUGCGCCGCCCAAUGGGUGCGGCUGGCUGCGAGAGAGUCUGGAUUCGAACCAGGAUCUCUAGUGGCACUGCGAUGCCUUAGACCACUGCGCCACUCCGGAGGCCGCAAUUUAAUCAAUUUUAGAAUAAGGCUACAGCUGUAACAUAACAAAAUGUGGAAAAAGUCAAGGGGUCUGAAUACUUUCCGAAUGCGCUGUACAUGGGAACACUACAGCCUGUGAAACAAGGCGCCAAUAAGUUUGUAUUCUCAGGGCCAAAGGUUUUUCAUGUCUGCCUGACCUGAUCAGUAGACACCAACUAAAGCUUUUCAGUUUUUCCAGAAUAGGUAAUGUCCUGACAAUGCUAAUGCUUUAUGUCAGUAGUUCAUACUCAUUACAAAAGGACAAUUAUGUUUUGCUUGUUGGUUGGUUGAUUAUGAUUCAUUUAGAUCGGCUGUGUUGUACACUAGGGUGGAAUACAUUUGUCCAAUAGUUUUAGGACAAAGCUUUUUCAGACAAAAUCUCAAUAUCUCUAUUGAAAGUAAAUUACUUGUUGCAGAGGAUAAUGGCUCAAUUUCCAUGGUAAUAAAUGUAUUUGGAAUGCUAAGUACUCUUAGACAAAGUUGAAAUAGGCUGUCAUGGUUUGGCAAUCGUUCCAGGGAAAGAAUAUUCACGGUGACAGGAAAAUACACAAUUGAAGGAGGGACAUUUUCUCAAAAUGUGUAUGGUGAAAAGACAAUGUUAGGGAUAAAUGUUUAACUUCAUUGUAUUGUCCAUGUAAUUCUAGGGCUCUCUAGUUAUACAAAUUAUCUCUAUUGAUUGAAAUAAAAUGGAAAUGUGAAUGUCAAUCCAAUAGUGCAUAUUUUACUCAAAGCAAAUGGUUAUGGUAAUACAGUUUGUGGGAUACUCUUCAAGUACAGACACUAAAAUAUGAACAUACAUGUGUUGUGUCAAAACAUAAGAGUGAGGUUGAGUAGAGUUUUUGCUCAUAUAAAUUCACAUAAUCAUACAUUUGACAGCUUCUGACCCCUAACUGGUCGAGGGCAUAGCUUUGUGAGAAAUCUAAAUGAGUAAAAUCACAGGACACUAAUAGCACUUUUCAAUAGACAUCAUAUUACCCCUUAUCUCUUCUCAUACAGUGACAUAAUACUUAAGAGGAAAUCUGCACACUAAAUUAUGUCAAAGAGAUGCUUUACAUUUAUUGAUAAUAGAUAGCUGUGUGCUUUACUGCAUUGUGUGUAUCAGUGUGUAUCAGUGAUUUUUUCUGAAAGUGUUAGGUGCUGUGACAAGGGUGAGCCUGGUCCAUGCAAAUACCAAGGGAUGAAUUCCAGACCACAUACUAUAUUUUUUCUACCCCACUUUUGAGAUGUACGGUCCAUUCCAGAGCACCCAGACGUUAAUAUUGAAUGGGUUUCAAUGUUCCACCAUAAAUAUUUCAGCUUUGACAUGCGGCCAGAGCAGGCUCCUAUAGGAACAACACCUCCCAGUGUCCAGUCCCUGCUUCUCUUAUUAUAACGGGAUUUAACAUGAGAUUUUCACUCUCUGUUACAGAUGUAUUCACGGCCAAGAGAUCAGUCUUUGUCAGAAGUAAUCUCAGUUCCUGCUGACCAUGGCGGCUGAAUGACAUGGAAGGUGUGAGCUAUAUUUUAGGUGUUGAUGGGGGUAGCAGCAAGGGAAAUCUGAAAUGGUUGACUGUGCAUCCCUCUUCAGUCUCAAACAAGAAGAGAAGUCAGUACUAACGUAUGCGCUGGAACAGCCUAGGCCUACCUGUUAGCUGAAAAAAGGGGAGAUAUUAAUUACAGUGCAACAACAAACUCACUACUUCUACUGGGUGGAACAUUUAGAAAUUAGCAAAUGAAUGCUACAGUGCCCUGGUGCAUGUUACCUCCGCUGUGACAAUUUGUUAUCUAUCACCAAGCAGCUGUGUACCUGCUCUGUUGUGGCGCUCCCUCCCUCUCUCCCAGACACAUUUAGCCACAGCUCCUCCAUCGCUCUCUCCCUCGCCUCUGUCUCUGCCGGAUAAAAUAGCUUGGAUUACCCCUAAAUAUCCACAUAAUUUUGUAGAGUCAGUGUGGAGAGGCGAGGGAUUUCAGCUUUCUAUUGAAGCCUCCCAUAUGAUGCGAUGCAGUGCGUUGAGAGUUACAGGCUCACACAAUACCAACAUUUCCCAUGAGCGCUUUGGCACCGUUUACAUGAGUGAUUUGUGGGGGAAAGACCGGUUAUGCAAAGUCUUUGCAUUGGGCCUGUCAUGUAAGAUGUGUAAUAUGGAGUAUUUACAUGAUCGGAUUGACACCUUCUGUGAAGGUGCGUGUGCCAUGUGCUUGGCACGGUGCAGAGAUAGCAACAGAUCAGGCAAUCCUCUUUAACAGCCAUAGAAAAAAGUAACUCUAAACACUGAAUCUCACGUAAGCAAAAAUAAGUAUUCUAUAAAUACAUGAUGAUAGGUUGAAUGUCCUAGAUCAUCAAAUAUUUUAUUUUUUAUUUUUAUUUUAUUUUGUCAUUUAGCAGACGCUCUUAUCCAGAGGGACUUACAAUUAGUGAGUGCAUACAUUUUCAUACUGGCCCCCCGUGGGAAACGAACCCACAACCCUGGCGUUGCAAGCGCCAUGCUCUACCAACUGAGCUACAGCUACAAAUAAAAUGUAUUUGUCACAAGUGACACUGACUCUUGCUAAACUAGAGACUGCCUUCUAUAUUAUCAUCAUGUUUAUUAUAUUACGUAUCAGCAUGUCUUAUUAUUCGCUAUCAUGCGCUUAUGAGUGCCUUGUAAUCCUGUGUGCUGUGUGUUACUUACAACUAUUGCCUUUCACUUAACUUCUUACAAUGUCAUGUGUGAAAUGUAAUUUAAUUGCAUGGACAAUUUGCUUGCUUUGUAUGGUGUGCUGUGAUUCCACAGAUUGGCAUUGACUAAAGUGACAUUGUGACCGCUGUUGCCAAUCCCUAUCACCUCCUUCCUCCUCGAACUAAUUGCUAAAUGCCCCAGAACUAUAGGAAAUGGACACUUACCUUGGACACGCCGUUUCAUGGGAACCUCUAAACCGACGGCCGUCUGACUCUUCACUGCACCACGACUACUACCCCUCUCCACUGUUCGCGUGUGCCUGUGGGAAACCAAACUCCAUUACAAUGCUGUCUAUAGCACUGCUAAAAGAAAGUGCUUAUUCCUAACGUGUGAGUGUGACUCCAAUUGUUGGUCAGUACUACAGUCACGACUACAGUCACGACUACAGCCAUGUGGCACACACCCGAUGCAGCUGAGAGGCUACCGAUGCUACAAUGCAGCCGGCCCAGCUUAUAGUGAGGGAGAGCCCGGCAGCCAGCCAUCAGCCAGUGUCCUCAGGCCCGUGCAUGACUCUAAAGCAGGGGGCUUGCUUGGAUCUUUAAUUAAUGCGCCCAGGUAAUAGGUGCCAUCUGGGGGUGUUCUUGGCAGCUAAUCACACACACAGAGCCUCUCAUUGGGGGCCAGAUGCAGUGGCUCAUCCCUCGCUCUCUCACCUAAUUACCCUUUCUUUUACAAACAGAGUAAUGUAAAUAGCGCUUAGCCAUUAUUCCUUAAAUAACCAAUGUUCUCGCUAUCCGCAGCCCCCAGAAGAGUGUGAAGCAUAGCAAUUACAGAAAAAUCAAUGUGCUUAAUCAUUGUGGUACAGGGUAUUCUUAUGAGGUUGUUAAUGCUUUAGGCACCACACAGAGUGAAUAUGAAAGGUGCAGACGUGUCCUAGAACCUGCAACACAAGGGACCCUAAUGCUAUCUGAAAACAGCUUCGUUCAAUUCUAGGAGAGGUUGCACAGAGAGAGAGAGAGGACACAGGGACACUGAAUGAUGCUGCCACCAGCCAGCAAACAUAGUGAUGCACUUAAAAUAAACACUACCCUGUUCCACAGUCAAAAGCUGAAUGGCCUGGACACAUUCAAUGUCUAAUAUUGAAGCUUUAAUUUCAGAUACACUUUGGUCUAAUCGGGUUACCCUGGUAAAAAUAAAUAUCCUUGCAGGGUAGGACAUGGCUCCAUGAACAUGGGCAAAACAUCAGUAUUAGCCAGCGUUUGCACAUUGUACUGCCAUCCUUUCAUUGCUGUUCAUUCAGGAGUCCCUUCAUUCAGUUUAAUGCAGUUGACUCCUCUUUUCGCAACUGAAACAAUGAGCCUCAGAAGAACUAUUAGAAAACACAACAAAACAUGGCCUAUUCUCUGCAUGUGCUGCUUCUUCUGAAUUUUCUUACCUGACUUGAACACAAUGCAUUGUUACUGUUUUCUGUUGUUUAGAUAAUGGCUUAAUAAUUAGGCAUUGAGACCUGAUCCCUCAUCGAGGUACUCAUCCUGGGUCAUCAGAAAUUGAGCAAAUGCUCUGUUUGCAUGUGCGGUCAAAUUAAUGGGGUGAUCUAGGAGAGCUGAGUUGAGUGUUCAUUUCUAUCAACUAUAUAGGUGCUUGUUAAUCUGUGCAGCCAUCUCACCGCUCUGAAAAGCUGCAGGCACAAGCUGUUCUCAAGGCUGAUGAGCAGCAGGGAAGCAUAUCUAUGUCACACAGUGUUGGCUGUGCAGGGGACACACAGGGGACACCUUGGAACAACCUCGCACAGGCUACACUAAUGUUUCAGCAAAGUAAAUGAGCCAAAACAGGAGAAAAACAUGUCAUAAAAAACCCAUACUGCAAUUAUUGGCAGCGAGAUUCAAUGAAAUAGUAAUGGCGGCUGUUAAUUCCGUACACAGUUCUUCUGCCGCCACUGGGCCUUGGGUUGGUUCUGUCAGCCUAACAGACUAUGACAAGAUCCAGUGGUUUGGUGUUGUUUCUCACCUCCAGCCCAGGAGCAUGAGAGAGAACUGUGUUCAUGUCUUGGCCUGGCUUCAGGUCCUCACUCUAUCUCCUACCCAUCUCUCUCCAGCCAGACAGAUAAGUGAAGUCAGGGAGAUGCCAAAGAAAAAGGUUAGUGCUAUCCUGGAUCCUUGGGACCUCCCUACCCUAACACUAACCUUAACCCCUAACCCUAACCCUAACCCUAACCCUAACCCUAACCUUAACCUUAAACCCUUACCUUAACCAUUUUAAAUGUCCACUUCAAUGAGGUAGGGAUGUAGCCAGGAUCCCAGAUAGCAAGGAAACCCUGUGCUGUCUCAGGCAACCAUGACGGCUACUGGGAGCGCAAACGCCUCUCACUCUCGUCUCCCAUGGAUCAGACUGUUAUUCUGCUGGAAGACAGGGUGGCAAUGGAUCAUGCCACAGAGUUAAGCCAUCAUUUACACUGAACACUGUUAAGGAUGUGCAACUCCAAGGGCCUGAGGGACAAAGCACAGAGCACAAAUCAGUGGAAAUGAAUAAUUGUUCAUUCUGAGGUUGAACGUGUCACACUGCACGUCACAACUAUGACUAACAAACCUAAUGUACUUUUCCCUUUCCUGGAACCACUGUCAUCAAGUGUGACUGUGGACAUGGAAGGCUGCAUUAGCCCACAUGCUAACCUGCCAAAUGGGUCCAAAGUGAAAGAGACUUUCCAUGGUGGGCUACAGACUAGUGGUUUAGCUUUAUAUAGUCUCUCUACUCCCCAACCCCUUGCUUCUGGAGACCAUGAACUUCUCUUUUAUAUGUAUCAUUUAAAAAAUAAACAGAUAUUUUUAACAAGCUAUGUGGUCCAACAACAGCCAAAAUGAACAAAAUGUUUAUGUUUUGAUGCUGGUGCCAGUUAUGUUCCCUUUGUUACACAAAAACAUCUGUUUUGAUGAGAAAAUCUCAGAUGAAAGCACAAUGGAAUUAGGAUGAAGACAUUGAUGUCAUUCAGAAGUAAAUAUAUAUUUAUUCCACAACACAGCACAGAUACAUAUUUGAUUGGUCACUACGUAUGGAACUAAUCAACAAUAGUGGGGUGUUAAUUAUGAGUUCAUGUUUAGACAGAAUUAAGCAGAGCACAGAUCAGGUAAUUAAUUGAACCUGCUUUCAAGGACCACAUGUUUCCUUGAUAAAACAUAUUUGACAACUCAUUUCAAUGCAAUAGUUAUGACAUUUCAAUUUCAAUGAUAUCAGUGCUAUGUCCUAAAAUGUUGGAUAAUGAGUAAAGUUUUGUGGAGUUUAUCUUUUCCUCCUCAAAUUAACUUUGCCAAAUGAAUGUGGUUCUCCCACUCACUUCAGUGCUAAUGGAAAGCAUGAGUAAAUCAAUAAGGCAAUAAAGUAUUUAAGAUAAUCCAAUUCUAGGCAUCACAAUGAGCCUGCGUCUUCUUUCAAAGGCAGCAAAGCCUGCGACAAAGGGAGACAUUUCUAUGUGGCGUGCCGUGGGGUUUGGAAAUGGCCCUUUAAUCCAUAAAGCGUAUUUGUAUAUAAAAAGUUGACAGGGUGCUAUUGAAAUGCAGAAUAAGGAAGCACUGAACCCAACACUCAUAUUGAGAAUACAUAAUUUCGAACAACUUUUAAAACCUCAGCAGUACAGUAGCCACAUAACAGUUUCUCCACAUAAUCAACAUAGACUACACAUAAAGAGACACUUCAUAUUAAAUUAUAGCAGACAUCGCACUGUAUAAGAUGUCAAUUAAAUGUCCAUUGAUAAUUGUAACCACAGCAAUAGUUAUCCCAACUACAGUAGUGUUUAAAAAGACAUUGAACUAACGUUAGGGAUUUAAUGGGGAGUCUGUCUGGCUGUGGGCGACGGGGCGCCAGGUGUGGUAGUUUUGGGUGAAGGAUAUUUAUGAGAUAUAUGGCCCAAAAUUCUAUUGACAUCUGAUUGCCCAUUUUAAUUAUGUCAGUGGACACAGUGUCUAACAACUACAGAGUGCAGGUUAUUCCAUAAUAAACUAAUAGGAGCACACUAAAUUAUUUAGAGGCUCUAUUUUUGCUUGAAUGCAUAUAUUUAAUUAUAAAACUGUUGUGGUUUGUGGUAAAGGGUGUGCAUUAUGUAGAUUCCUCUUUUAACAUAAUGCUCUUAAAAUUCGGGGGAAGUGCUUUAUGAAUGCACAUAUUUGUUUCUGAGUGAGAGAACCAGCUCUGAAUACAUGAAUAGCAUAACACAGGCCCCAGGUCAGGGCCUGAUGACAGGGCUUCUCAAGGAGGGGGCGUUGGGUUGGAAGGGGAGGAAAGAAGAGAAGAGGAAAGUAAGAGAUGAGGUGCUGAACUCCAACUGUGAUGGGUCAGGGAUGGCUGUGUGA
This is a messenger RNA of Coregonus sp. 'balchen', 16472 nucleotides long. The record is from the annotation of a GenBank genome assembly. NCBI's taxonomy places the organism in Eukaryota, Metazoa, Chordata, Actinopteri, Salmoniformes, Salmonidae.